CCAUUACUAAUGGCAGUUUAUACUCUGGUUGGUUAGCCUAUAUUUGAGUCAUUUCAGAGAGAAGGUUUUAUAUUGAUAUUGGGUUUUCAAGGGAGGGGUAGGGCGGAGAGAGUAGCGGGCAAUCGAAAGAGAAGAGUAAGAGUGUUUGUGAUUUGAUUGAGAGACAGAAGAAUAUGGCGGAAGAUUCAUCAUCGAAAUCGCCCUUGACAAAGUAUUGGUCAGGCUACAAAGAGUUUUGGGGCGAGAGGUUUUCGUUUUUGGAACACUUUACCAAGUUCGUCAACCGUGAAAAACCCCUUCCCCGUUGGACUCCUUCCGAUGUCGAAGAAUUCAUUGCUUCCGACCCUGUUCACGGCCCCACUCUGAAGACUACUAGAGAAGCAAUGAAUUAUGGUAUCACAGGAAGUAUUAUUGGAGCAGUAUCAACUGCGGGGGUUGCCUGGAAGUAUUCAAGGAGUUUGCAUGGUGCUGGACUGUCCCUUCUAGCUGGGGGUGUUUUUGGUUGGACUUUUGGACAAGAAGCUGCUAACCAUGCCCUGCAGCUCUACAAGUUGGACACCGCGGUUGCCCAAACCAAGUUCCUAGAGUGGUGGGAUAACAAAACUCAAGGACGAUUCUAAAUGAUGAAAUAACUUCCUUCUUUUGCAGCAAUAAAAUUCCGAACGCACCUUUUGUUGAAAAUGUUAUGGUGAACUUCACUAGUCUCUCUGCUUUAUGGUAGACUGUUCUAAUGAAUUGGAGAAUUUUUCUCUUUUCAGAAAUAAAACCAGUAGAUUGCAACUUUUUCUUUAGGUUGGCUACUGUUUUUCUGUUUUAUAAAUUGAACUUGUGUUGCCGUUAGUUUAUUUGUAAGUCAAGUUGUAACAGUUUUGUGCACUGAAAGUUAUGAACUCAUUUUCAUAGUAGUCCUCUCCUCUGAAAGUGGCACAUGUGUACGUGUAUAUGGAUGCUAUUAAGAAAAAAAAAUGUGAAGAAAAACCAAAUCAAAGGUCACUAAGUUCCCUUUUCUUA
Molecule: messenger RNA, 1011 nt
Organism: Humulus lupulus (European hop)
Lineage: Eukaryota; Viridiplantae; Streptophyta; Magnoliopsida; Rosales; Cannabaceae
Product: succinate dehydrogenase subunit 6, mitochondrial
Exons: 3
Coding region: 174-620 (148 amino acids)
Source: RefSeq, a predicted model, not a curated record